GCAAGUGUUUCCUGUUGACAUGACAGAUUCUGGUAGUUCACACAAUGUUCAAAAGGCACAAGUCCCUUGCUUCAGAACGCAAGAGAGAAUUAAUUUCCUCAAGAGCUACACGGUCCAUACUGAAGAAUGACUUGAGAAAUUUUCACUCUUUGUCGCAACUUAUACUCUCAGCAGGCCCUCUAAGAUCAGCUGCAGCAGUUAAACAUGUAAAAACUACUCACUUCGAGAUUGAAAUUCUCGAUGCUCACACCAGAAAGCAGAUAUGUAUUGUGGAUAAGAUGACACAAAAAUCUACUAUUCAUGAUGUUAAACAAAAAUUUCACAAAGCAUGUCCAAAGUGGUACCCCUCUCGAAUUGGACUGCAGCUAGAACGUGGUGGGCCUUUUUUGAAGGACUACGUAACCAUUCAAAGUAUUGCAACUUCCUCCAUUGUCACACUCUAUUUUACAGACCUAGGUCGGCAAGUCAGUUGGACUACAGUAUUUUUGGCUGAAUACACAGGACCUCUGUUAAUAUAUUUCCUCUUUUAUUUGAGGAUCCCAUAUAUAUAUGACAUGAAAGAGAGCUCUAGAAGAUUACGUCACCCAGUGGUACACUUGGCCUGCUUCUGUCAUUGUUUACAUUAUAUCAGAUACCUUUUGGAAACCUUAUUUGUUCACAAGGUUUCUGCAGGACAUACACCUUUGAAAAAUUUGAUAAAGAGUUGUGCCUUUUAUUGGGGAUUCACUUCUUGGAUUGCCUACUACAUUAAUCACCCACAGUAUACACCACCAUCAUUUGGAAACAGGCAAGUCAUAGUAUCUGCUAUCAACUUUCUGAUUUGUGAAGCUGGAAACCAUUUCAUCAAUGUUGUGUUGGCUCAUCCCAAUCACACAGGAAAUAAUGCCUGUUUUCCAACUCCAAAUUAUAACCCCUUUACAUGGAUGUUUUUCCUGGUUUCCUGUCCUAACUACACCUAUGAGAUUGGAUCAUGGAUUAGUUUCACAGUCAUGACGCAAACACUGCCAGUUGGAAUUUUUACACUUCUAGUGAGUAUCCAGAUGUCUUUGUGGGCACAAAAGAAACAUAAGAUUUACCUGAAGAAAUUCAAUUCUUACAUGCGUAGGAAAUCGGCAAUGAUUCCAUUUAUAUUGUAAGAAAAAAAUAAGUGAUCUUAUCUCAUAUACAGAAAAGUAGUAUAUGGACUCACUAAAUCAAACUUGAUGAAUGAUGGUUGCCUAUUGUGUUUCAGAAAUUCACAAAUAACAGAAAUUUUUCUGAGUAAAAAUAUAAAAUGGUAGUACCUAGCUAAAUUUAGAGUAAUAAACUUCAGACAAAUGAAAAGUAGAAAUUAUAAUAUGACUAAUGAAAAAUAGCAUCCAAUAUGUUUGCAAGGGAUUGAUCUUUAUGAAAUCUUACUUCAUUAAAUAUUUCAUAAUACAAUUUGCUUAGGACAAUUUAAAAUACCUGAAUUCUAAGGUAAAUAUUUUUAAAAGUUGUAAAUCACUCAAAUUCUAUAUAUUAUUUUGACAGCAAUUAAACUUUUUUCUUAUUGUUCAAUAUGUUACUGAGAAGUAUCAAGUAUCUUAUGCUAAGAGAUCAAUUUCUUAUGAAAAUUCUACCUAUAUUAAAAGUUAAAUAGUUGUAAUU
Messenger RNA from Camelus dromedarius (Arabian camel), 1629 nucleotides. It is a transcript of the gene TECRL, whose product is annotated as trans-2,3-enoyl-CoA reductase like. The coding region runs from base 45 to 1136 and encodes 363 amino acids. The record is from RefSeq and is a predicted model, not a curated record. Lineage: Eukaryota; Metazoa; Chordata; Mammalia; Artiodactyla; Camelidae. Gene Ontology annotation, biological process: very long-chain fatty acid biosynthetic process. Gene Ontology annotation, molecular function: oxidoreductase activity, acting on the CH-CH group of donors. The transcript is spliced from 12 exons.